AUGUAUCAUGAAUGCAUUAUCAAACUUCAGGCACGGGCUGUCGAUAGGUGGAUCUCAGGAGGGGCUCCGCGCAACAAGUUGAUCCUUGGUUUGACCGGAACCGCCACGUCAUUUACUCUGGCAAACAGAACCGCGACUGAUGUAGGAUCCCCAGUGAAGGGUACUGGGAAAGCAGGACCGUACCUGGGUCGAGAAGGACAUGUAUGUGAGAUGAUAAGGAAUGGUGCGAUACAGUGUUGGGACGAUGAACAGAAGAUGGCAUAUGCUUACAUGGGAGACCAGUGGGUGGGGUACGGCAACCAAAAAAGUAUGAAAGAAAAGGUGAAAUUUGCAUACAGUCGCAAUAUUGCUGGAGUUAUGUUUUGGUCUAUGGAUCAAGACGAUUUUAUGGGACACUACUGUAACGCUGGAGAAUUUCCACUUCUUACCGCUAUCUAUAACGCAAUAAAAGAACUGACACCGAAAGAUAAACACGUGGUUGGUGACGUCAUUACGAGCGCUACACAUGCCACAACACCGAACGAUUCUCUUUUUCAACACCAAACAAAUAAAAAUAGAAUCGUUUCAAAUUCAGCAUCUGAACUGAAGAAAUUCUGCUAUUUCACCAACUGGUCGAAAAAACUAGCGUCAUUUGAUGCCAGAUUUGAAAUCAGGGACAUUAAUGUAACUCUGUGUACACAUCUUAUUUACGCUUUUGCCAACAUCGAUGGAACAAAUAUGAAACUAAUGCCAUCUGAAAAUGACGAUGACAAUGGUCAACUCGUAAAUAAGAAAGGAAGAUAUUUCGAUUUUAACAAGCUGAAAAUAGAACAUCGGAACUUAGAGACACUGUUGUCCAUAGGCGGUGCUUGGGCCAGAAAUGACGGAUUUAUACAAGUUCAUUCGCCACAAACGAUGAAGUUGUUCUCCAAGAAUGUCGCGAUAUAUCUGAGGGAUCGCGAUUUCGACGGUAUCGAUGUUGGUUGGGAAUGGCCAGGUGAUAUAUAUCGAAACAAACAUUCAACAUUGCUCAAGAUAAUGAGGGAUGAGUCCGACAAAGAGUCUGUAAGAACUAAUAAACCACGUCUGUUGAUUUCCAUCGCUGUCGCCGUCGAGGAACAAACAAUCACUGACUCAUAUAACAUCUCAGAAAUUUCAAGGUAUCAAAGAAUCAAAAUAACCAACUCUUUCGGCAUUAUUUUAUCUGCAUGGGCUGUCGAUAGGUGGAUUUCAGGAGGGGCUCCGCGCAUCAAGUUGAUCCUUGGUUUAACCGGAGCCGCUACGUCAUUUACUCUGGCAAACAGAACCGCGACUGAUGUAGGAUCCCCUGUGAAAGGUGCUGGGAAGGCAGGACCGUUCAUGGGUCGUGAAGGACGCGUGACUUAUUAUCGGGUAUGUGAGAUGAUAAGGAACGGUGCGAUACAGCGAUGGGACGAUGAACAGAAGAUGGCAUAUGCUUACAUGGAAGACCAGUGGGUGGGGUAUGGCAACCCAAAAAGUAUGAAAGAAAAGGUAUUUCGUCAACAUUUCACCUAA
Messenger RNA from Mercenaria mercenaria, 1515 nucleotides. RefSeq names its product acidic mammalian chitinase-like. Gene Ontology annotation, biological process: chitin catabolic process; carbohydrate metabolic process. Gene Ontology annotation, cellular component: extracellular region. Gene Ontology annotation, molecular function: chitin binding; chitinase activity. Lineage: Eukaryota; Metazoa; Mollusca; Bivalvia; Venerida; Veneridae. The record is from RefSeq and is a predicted model, not a curated record. The transcript has 6 exons. The coding region runs from base 1 to 1515 and encodes 504 amino acids.